This is a messenger RNA of Zootermopsis nevadensis, 3135 nucleotides long. NCBI's taxonomy places the organism in Eukaryota, Metazoa, Arthropoda, Insecta, Blattodea, Termopsidae. The record is from RefSeq and is a predicted model, not a curated record.
AUGGAUCCAUUACCACCUCCAAAGUUUACUCGUGGAAGAUUUAACCGUAAACGUAGGCGUGACAAUAGCACUGGAGAAGGCAAUGAUUCUGAAGGUGCAGAUUUUGAUAGUAGUGCACCUAGUUCAGUAAGCAACAAAGUCCCACCAAUAAGGAGAUUAUAUGUGGGAAAUAUAAGUCGUUGGACAUUUUACCGUCAUCUACGUCGUCUUUUCCGUGACUAUGGGGAGGUUGUUGAUGUUUAUAUUACAAGAAGGAAAUAUGCCUUUGUGACAUUUAGGUAUCCAGAAGAUGCAUCAAGUGUGUUGAAAUUGAAACAUGGAGAGCUGAGGCUUCAUCUUCGGACUUUAUAUGUGGCACCAGCUGACAGCUGGCACCAACCAGUUGAACUGCCAGAUGGAAGAGUCUUGUGGAAGUCAAAUUCCCAUGGUAGGAAGCAUGACCAGUGUCAGGAGAUAUGCACGAUCUCUUCAGGGAGUGAGUCUACUUCGGAUGAUGAGAAGGAGAGUGAGGCAGUUGGUGGAUGUGACCUUCCUUCUCAGAUGUCUGCCUGUGAUACAGUUGAACAGCAACAGGAAGGAGAAAGAAAGAGUGGCAAAGUAAAAAGGAAAAAAGUGAAGGGAGAGUGUAAAAUCCAUAUUCUCAAUGAUGAUUGCCUCAUGCAUAUAUUCUCCUAUCUUACCAAAAGAGAGAGAUUUAGGAUUGAGAGAGUUUGCAAACGUUGGAAAGCGGUAUGCUUGGACAUGUGGCUAUACCAGAAACACUUGGAUUUCACUUCGGUGUUCCCUUCGUCAUCUGAAACUUUGCCGUUCCCUUCGUCAUCUGAAUCAUACCUCGAUAUGCCAAUACUUGAGGCAUUUUUGAAACGAUGUGGUAGAAAUCUCCAAAGUCUUCAUCUCGCUAACAGGCCUCAUCGCCUAAAUAUUUCAGUACAUAAAAUUAUCGCUACCUACUGUAAAAACCUUCGCUGCCUUCAUCUUGGUGGUUUGCCAGUAACUACAUUUGGCUUCAGGUUUUUGUUAACCAUUAGUCAAGAACUGAGAGUGCUCAACUUGGAUUGUUGUUUAGGCGUUUUUGAUAAAGACCUUCGGAGAAUGUUUCGAGGUUGUCAACACUUGGAAUCUGUUACAUUAUCCCGCAACAAAAAUGUGACAGGAAAAUGUCUUCGAUUCCUGGCACACGCACCACUGAAGGAAUUGGUGCUGUAUGAAUGUAACAGUAUCCAUCCUGGGAAUCUUGUAAGUGUACUUCGUGAACUCAAGAGUCUUACAAGCCUUAGCCUCAGUUCUUGUGAUAGGGUGUCCUUGAGAGAUGUGCCAGUUAUCAUCGGUGCUGCCCCAAAACUACAAUCAUUGUCAUUGACAGAGUCUUUCAGCUUCAAUUCUACGGUUGUCGAAGCACUGGGUCAGCUACAUGACCUUAUUAGCUUGGAUCUUCAGCAAAAUUAUGCUGUUAAUGACCAGAUCAUGGAUGCCAUCACAAGAAGUUGUCUCAAGAUUGAAAAACUCAACAUAACGGGUUGCAAUGAACGUAUUCGCAAUACGGGUUAUGUAACAGACAGUGGCUUGAGAAGCUUGGCAGCAUUGCCAAAUUUAUUUGACCUGUCUAUGAGUUAUUUUCCAAGUUUGUCUGACAAAGCAUUGGAAGCUGUAGCAAGCAAAGGAAAACUCCGGAAGCUCGUUUGUCGAGGCUGUCAAACUUUCACAGAUGUUGCUUGUAUCAGUGUGGUAACCUCAUGCAAUGAAUUGGAACUUUUCGACUUUAGCGGGUGUGAUCAUGUGACUGAUGCCACCGUUAGGGUGGCGUUGGAUUCUGUUAAAUUGCGAACCAACAGCGUCAAGCUGACAUUGGUAGUGGGAGGCACCAGGGUUAGCAAAUAUUCUGCUGUGAAAAAGAACCCAUUACUUGAAGUGGAUUUUUCAGACCUCCGUACCUACCGUUGUCGACCACGUUUUGUCUUUGACCAUUGCUUCCCACCACCACUUAUUGAAGAUUUUCGUUAUAGGGAUGUUUGGGAUGAUGAUGAUGCUGAAAAUUAUUUUGAUUCUGACUUCUACCUUUACAACUUCGAUUCUGACUCCUACCUUUACAACUUUGCUCAUAAGGAGUGAUACAUGAAAGUGACAUUUUGAACCAAAACUGAGAUUUAGAAUUUCCAAGAAGGGCAAGAAGAGUGACAGAGAAAUAUUUAGUUAGAUUUGGGGUUUUCAUGGUAUCGAGUCUGAAGAUGGCUGUCUUCUGGGCUAUUGCACCGCGUAGUCUGGUAGAAGUAAUCAUAAAAUGUAAGAAUGUGUGUAAAUGUGUAAAAAAAACAGCAUUAUCAUACAUUUUGUCAUUCUGUGGUAGACAUUGAAAAAGAAAUUCUGAACUAUUAUUGUUAUUUAUUUGUUUCCAAGCAGUUUGGUCUUAUUCUUAUUCUAUAUGCCUGAUCUCUUCCUGUUUGAAUGCAAAUGUUCAAUUGAAGAAUUGCGUUGUGCACAAACCAUCACCAGUUUCCUACUGUGGAUGGUCUGAAAUCAAAGGAUUCAUUCACCGCACCCAGAAGUUUCCAACUAUGCCAAACAGUUUAAGGUUUUUUACCUCGACAUAAUUGAAUCCCUCUCUACUGAAUGUACAUUUGCUUACGCAGUGAAUUUACACAUCUCUCUGCAAUAUAUAGGCGGUCCCAAAAAUAUGUAUGUGUAUACGUCUUUUGGGAAAUGGUUUAUUUGUGCUAUACGAAGUAGAUAUGAUCAUUUUGGAGUUGGGGUGCAAGUAUUUUAUUUAUUUAUCUAUUUAUUUGGGUUAUUGUUUCUUUGGAAAGUGUUUGGACUAAUAGUUUCUUUUUAGUUUAGUUUGAAUUUGUUUUUGUUUAAUGUGGGAAUAUAUUGUUUGCUUGUCAAAGGCUCUUUUUGCUGUUGCCAAACUUUUUAAUAACUGAAUUACUUUUUUAUGGAAAGUGACCUUUUAAGGUCUGAGUUAAAUAUUUACAGAUUAGGUUGCUGAACAAAUUUUAAUGCCCAGUCUCUUUGCAAUAACAAAAGGAAAAUGCAUUGGGCACAGAUAUAUGCUAACGUUUGUAUCUGGUAUACAGGUCUGUAACUGGAAUACAACUUGUUAUUGUGUCGAAGUAUAUUAUAUUACGUGAGGGAAUUGAA